Molecule: messenger RNA, 1560 nt
Organism: Amoebophrya sp. A25
Lineage: Eukaryota; Dinophyceae; Syndiniales; Amoebophryaceae
Source: the annotation of a GenBank genome assembly
CGCAACCGUCAAGCUUUUUUCCUCAGGGUACCAGUAGACUUUUACGUCUCGAACUUUAUGGUGCAAGAAGGAAGAAGGGUGACGAACGGCAAAAAGUGGAAACUUGAAUUUGCUGAGAAGAUAACGACGCUGAUGCAGAGACCAGAAAGCAAAGGCUUGACAUUUAACGAGGAAGCACGAAAACAGAUGCAACAAAGGAAAGAAGAAAUAGAGGACAGUCGUGCAACUAAUUAGAGAUGAAACACUCCGCGAGUGGGUACGUCAAUCAAUCAAUCAAUCAAGAACGAGGAAGGAUUCUGGGAAACGAGCCUUUUAGAAGUUGAAGCACUACCACAAGAAGGUGGGUGAUGAUAUUACACCAGACACAAGAACACUCGCUCCAUUCUGGUUUGCUCCUACUCUGCUCAGAGGCCUUGGACAGACCGGAAAACUUCUCUUCUCUUCAGACAGGUUCUUCCUCUCUCGAUACAUUACUUAGAGACAUCUCCGUGCUGCUCGCUCGUGGUGCCUCUGUAUGCCAUUUUUCUGCAUAUUCCGUUCACACAAAUUCUAUGUAAUGCCGCGUCUUAGGCAACUGCUGUAGAGUUGCAACUACAGGGGCCAUAGCUACAGCAUGACUACAUUAGUUCGCUGCUGUACUGAAUAGCCUACAUCACUACUUACCAAGAGACUUUGACUUGAUUAAGCUUAUGUUGUAUUAAUUGCAAUAACCUUAUGUAAGCUCGUGAUCUAUUAUAUCUAUAUGAUGCUGUUUUACUUGUAGUUGUAUUGAUAAUUUACAUGUCUGGCGUUAGAACUACAGUUGGCGCUCUCGGCACGCGGUAGACAGACAAGCAGACAGCCUCGCAAGAUGGUCCGCCGAAAAUUCGGAAAAAGCUACAGCCAUGAACUUCCCGCAUUUUUUUGUGGCAUCUGUGUAUACUGUAACUGUUCAUUUCCAAACCUGUGAGCGGGUGAUGCAGGAGCAGUAUGCUUUUUAUUACUUAUUUGGAUCACAGUUCGUUCUCGUUGGGAUAUUCUUACACAUCUUCAAGACACUACCUGCUGACAAGCAGCCUUCGUAUCAUGAUGCGCGUACUUCAAAAAUCAGCUCAACAUCCCGAGCAAAUUGAUGACGUAGUUUAUUUAUUUAUUAUGAUAUUACUGGAGAUGGUUACUAUAGUUUACAAUUUUACUUUUAGUUGCAGGCUUCUACUUUUUCUUUGAGUUUUAUAUAUUUACGAUUCAUCUGGAGUUUGUUGGUUGAAAAACACAGCAAGCACAGUGUUAGCUGAAGUGCGCCAGAAGCUUUUUUCGUAUAAUAUGGACUAUGUCACACUCAUUGAGCAAAAUGUAGUUCUUUGGGAUUGGGUAUUUUGAGUGCUGGGUCUCUAUUUCUGACGUGGCUCUCUAGAAGAUAUUGGAGUCUCUCUGAGUUUGAAAGUUGCUCCAUGGUGUUCAUCAUCAAGUACUCAAUGAUGAACGUCGCCAGCAAGAACGAGGGUUUCGAUGAUGAAAAGGGUGGACUUAUUUAUUAGGACUCACUUGUGCGAGAUUACUUAAUUGCAUAAGCAGGCUAAG